AUGUCGCCGGGGAGCAGCAAGACGACACAGUUGCAGCUGCCAGUGAGCUGCGAUCCUCCCGGACCUGCGAAUCCUCCUAAGCAGCUUGUAUGGAUUAUAUUUGGCAGUACAGGGCAUAUGGGGAGGAGCCUUGUGCGCUCCUGUCUAAACCAAGGCGACCUUGUUGUGGCAGUCGGACGAACCUUCGAAAAUACCCUGGAAUCGAUGCAGGGCUGGCAUGAGAACUGCCUUGGCACGCUCUGCGACGUCCGGGCACGAGAGUCGGUGGGAGAAGUAAUCGAAAAAGGGAUCAAGCACUUUGGGCGCGUCGACGUGAUCGCCAACUGCUCCGGAUAUGGGGUCAUCGGCGCAUGUGAGGACCAGGACGAGCACGAGGUCCGGAACCAGUUCGAGACGAACUUCAUGGGCACGUUGCAUAUUAUACAGUUGAGCCUGCCGUAUUUCAGAGAGCAGGGGGCGGGCAGAUAUCUCAUUUUUAGUUCGACGUCGGGGGCUCUGGGUGUACCGGGACUGGGACCUUAUUGUGCGACGAAAUAUGCGGUGGAGGGCUUGAUUGAGGCCAUGCUUUAUGAGAUCGAUUCGUUCAACAUCAAAGCUACGCUUGUGGAACCUGGUCUGGUAAGGAGAGAUGAACCGGAUUGGGACUCGAAUCCACUGCCUACCUGGGGGCACUUCUUGAUCAAGCCAGCAAGUGAGCCGUAUUCGCAAGCUACGUCGCCGGCUCUGCAUGCGAAGAGAAUGGUACAGUGGCUGGGGGACAAACAGCCUACUAGUGCUGUGAAGUGCGCGGAACUGGUUUGGCAGUUGGGACACUGCUCUUAUCCGCCGUUGAGAUUAUUGCUAGGAAGCUAUGCCAUCGAAAGCAUCCGAGAUCGCCUACGGUCUAUUAUUGAAGAGUUGGAGGAUUGGAAGCAUUUACAUUUCCCCGUUGCCCCUGAUGCACCUAUUACUGAAGAGAAGGAAGAAGAGGGAGAAGAUGCUGGGCGAACGGACACUGGCACGUGA
This is a messenger RNA of Amorphotheca resinae ATCC 22711, 1005 nucleotides long. RefSeq lists its product as hypothetical. Lineage: Eukaryota; Fungi; Ascomycota; Leotiomycetes; Helotiales; Amorphothecaceae. The record is from RefSeq and is a predicted model, not a curated record. The transcript is spliced from 2 exons. Bases 1 to 1005 code for a protein of 334 amino acids.